This is a messenger RNA of Prosopis cineraria, 1620 nucleotides long. RefSeq lists its product as uncharacterized. The record is from RefSeq and is a predicted model, not a curated record. Bases 83 to 1405 code for a protein of 440 amino acids. The transcript has a single exon. NCBI's taxonomy places the organism in Eukaryota, Viridiplantae, Streptophyta, Magnoliopsida, Fabales, Fabaceae.
CCUCUCCCUUUCAUAUUAUACCCAGCAACGAUAGUUCAAAUCCUCUCUUCACCGUUGUCUCACUCGCCGGAAAUCCCACGAGAUGGAUCCGUGUCCUUAUAUUCGGAUCCUCGUCGGAAACUUGGCCAUCAAAUCUCCGGCCUCCACCAAGCCUUCGUCUUUCUCCGGCCAAGUUCAUCCUUCUACUUCUCCUCCUUGCUUCUGUAAGAUCAAGCUCAAGGACUUCAAAUCCUUCGAUCACCAGUACGCCACCGUUCCUCUUGUCUCGCAUGACGCCGGCGACUCUCAACCUCACUCCCUAGCUGCUUCAUUCGACUUGAGCAAGCCCCUGAUCGACAAGCUUCUGAAAUCGUCCAAAAUCCCUCUCCUGAGGAUUUCCGUUUACAAGGGUCGGAUAAUUACAUCGGCGUUUGGCUUCAGCACCGCCAAGUUAUUGGGGAAAAUUUCUGUGCCCUUGGAUCUUACUUUGGCUGAGUCUCGCGCUUGUAUGUUUCAGAAUGGUUGGGUCUCCCUGGGUGAGAAGAAAAAGGUAUCGUCGGAGCAGUUAUUGCACUUGACUGUCCGGGCUGAACCGGACCCGAGAUUCGUGUUUCGGUUCGACGGCGAACCAGAGUGUAGCCCGCAGGUGUUUCAAAUCCAAGGAAAUGUAAAACAGCCCGUUUUCACUUGCAAGUUCAGUUUCAGGGAUCGAAAUUUGGCUUCUAGGUCAUCUAUAGCAGAGCCAAGCAAUUCAAAAGGCUGGUUGCACUCGCUGAAAUCUCAGAAGGACCAAUCUCCGGAGCGCAAAGGAUGGUCCAUUACGAUUCACGACCUAUCCGGUUCCCCUGUAGCGGCCGCCUCGAUGGUCACGCCGUUCGUCCCCUCCCCCGGCACCCACCGGGUCAGCCGGUCCAACCCAGGCGCAUGGCUUAUCCUUCAACCCGGCGGCGACGGCACCUGGAAGCCUUGGGGGCGACUCGAGGCUUGGCGCGAACAGAACAGUUCCAAUUCGGUGGGUUUCAAGUUCGAGGUGCUUCCGGCCACCGCUGAACCGGUGGCACUCGCCGGUUCAACCAUCAGCGCCAUAAAUGGUGGAAAAUUCACAAUUGAUGUUACCUCUGGGGUCACACCAGUCAACAGCCCACACGGAAGCUGGGAUUUGGGAUCCGGGUCGAGAUCAAGGUCGGGUUCUGGAUCGGGGUCGGAAUUCGGGUUGGAGAAGCAACUAUUUUACCAGGGAUUUGUGAUGUCGGCUACGGUGGACGGAGAGGGGAAGCGGAGUAAACCAGAGGUGGAAGUUGGGGUUCAGCACGUGACUUGCACUGAGGACGCGGCGGCGUUUGUGGCUCUUGCGGCAGCCAUGGAUUUGAGCUUGGAUGCAUGCAAGUUGUUCUCUCAGAAGCUCCGAAAGGAAUUGAGGCAGUAGAUUCAUGUGCCUGUCGUUUUACUGGAAAUUGUGUCGUUUAGGCAACGAGUUCUCUCUUUUUGGCAACUAACAUCGUUUUGAUCGAUUAAUUACCUAGAUUUUUUUCCUGGCAUUUUUUGAGUGACAAUGUACAGCUAUUGCGGCAAAACCCAAAAAAAAAAAAAAAUGUACAGUGAAAUUGAAAUGCAGGAUCUGGUUUUAAUUCCUUUUGUUCA